AUGCUAUUUCAAUCAUUCGCUCGCAUUACAAAGCAAUUCGACAAAUUCACGGCAAAAAUCUCAAAUUUGUCAUUAACGUGUGCUUACUCAUCAAUAAGUUUAUUUUACCGUAAAGACAAUCUUCACCACCAUCGACGCCACUAUGCAACAAAGAAACAGACUGGACCACCACCUGGAGUCCGUGGCGCCCAGCCCUCACACAUGACGGACACACGCUACGAGAUAAUCAAAAAAAUCCUAUUCGAGAACAAAAAAAGCCAACUACCAACAUUAACACCCCAUGACCGAGAAAUGCACGAGACAAUAGAGCGCGCAUGGAAACUUUUUCUCCGUAAUAAACGUCAUGCGCGUAGUUUAGAAAUGCGUGCGAAAUAUCGUAUGAUGCGUAAAGCCAAUUUAGAGCUUGAGAAGUUGGAUCCUCGGUUAUUUAAAGUUUCGCUGAACGUCCAUCAUGAUGAUCGCUUGUUUCCGAAAAAGAUGAAGGUUCCUACGGAGACUCCCUCUUUGUCCGGGUGGAAUUAUGAUUAUGUCCAUGUUGAGGAGGAACAAAAGUUGAAGAGUGUGGUUGGUGGUGAUGAUGAGGAUUCGAAAUAG
Molecule: messenger RNA, 594 nt
Organism: Ambispora leptoticha
Lineage: Eukaryota; Fungi; Glomeromycota; Glomeromycetes; Archaeosporales; Ambisporaceae
Source: the annotation of a GenBank genome assembly